AGUUGGGCUCCCGCCUGGCUGGGAGGCGGGAGGGAGCCCGCUCCUGUUGUUUUCCGCCGGCGGGAGUGGGCAGGCAGGCGCAGGGGGCGGGGUGCGCCCUCCCUCGCCGGCCAGGGCGCUCGGGAGCCGGGACCCGAGCCUGCAGCCGAGCGCCGCUCCCGGCCGCGGACACCCGGCUCAGCCAAGCAUCCUUCCUGGGGGCUGAGAAAGUGGGGCCACUCUGCCGUUCCGAGGACCUGAGAGGAGCCCUUGGUCCCCCGGGCCCCGGUGUCCUGGGGCGCACACGUCCAGCCCAGCCUGAGCCUGCAUUUCCUGAGCCGGGAUCUGGGGCGAGAUGGCCGCAGGCGGCGGUGCGCCAGAGCCCCGCGUCCUCGUCUGCCUCGGGGCGCUCCUGGCCGCCUGGGUCGCCGUAGGAUUGGAGGCUGUUGUCAUUGGAGAAGUUCAUGAGAAUGUUACUCUGCACUGUGGCAACAUCUUGGGACCGAGGGGCCUGGUGACCUGGUACCGGAACGACUCGGAGCCUGUCUUCCUUCUCUCGUCCAACUCUAGCCUCCCGCCAGCUGAGCCUCGCUUCUCUCUAGUGGAUGCCAACUCCCUGCACAUCAAGUCGCUGAGCCUGGGAGAUGAGGGGAAUUACACCUGCCAGGAGAUCCUGAAUGUGACUCAGUGGUUCCAAGUGUGGCUGCAGGUGGCCAGCGGCCCCUAUCAGAUUGAGGUCCACAUUGCAGCCACCGGCACACUCCCCAACGGCACCCUCUACGCAGCCAGGGGCUCCCGGGUGGACUUCAGUUGCAACAGCAGCUCCAGGCCACCACCCAUGGUUGAAUGGUGGUUCCAGGCCCUGAAUUCCAGCAGUGAGUCCUUUGGCCACAAUCUGACAGUCAACUCUUUCUCACUAUUACUGAUGUCGCCAAACCUCCAAGGGAACUACACCUGUUUGGCCUUGAAUCUGCUCAGCAAGAGACAUCGAAAGGUGACCACCGAGCUCCUGGUCUACUACCCCCCUCCAUCAGCUCCCCAGUGCUGGGCACAGAUGGCAUCAGGAUCGUUCAUGCUGCAGCUCACCUGUCGCUGGGAUGGGGGAUACCCUGACCCUGACUUCGUGUGGAUAGAAGAGCCAGGAGGUGUAAUCGUGGGCAAGUCAAAGCUGGGGGUGGAAAUGCUGAGCGAAUCCCAGCUGUCGGAUGGCAAGAAGUUCAAGUGUGUUACAAGCCACAUAGUCGGGCCAGAGUCGGGCGCCAGCUGCGUGGUGCAGAUUAGGGGUCCCUCCCUUCUCUCUGAGCCCAUGAAGACUUGCUUCGUUGGGGGCAAUGUGACACUUACCUGCCAGGUGUCUGGGGCCUACCCCCCUGCCAAGAUCCUGUGGCUGAGGAACCUUUCCCAGCCUGAGGUGGUCAUCCAGCCCAGCAGCCACCAUCUCAUUACCCAGGACGGCCAGAACGCCACCCUCACCAUCCACAACUGCUCCCAGGACCUGGAUGAGGGCUACUACGUCUGCCGGGCUGAGAGCCCUGUAGGGGUGAGGGAGGUGGAAAUCUGGCUGAGUGUGAAAGAACCUUUAAAUAUCGGGGGGAUUGUGGGAACCAUUGUGAGUCUCCUUCUGCUGGGACUGGCCAUUAUCUCAGGGCUUCUGUUGUAUUACAGCCCUGUGUUCUGCUGGAAAGUAGGAAACACUUUCAGGGGACAAAACAUGGAUGAUGUCAUGGUUUUGGUGGAUUCAGAAGAGGAGGAGGAGGAGGAGGAAGAUGCUGCAGUAGAGGAAGAGGAGGAAGCACAUGAGAGAGAGGAGUUGCCAAAAGAAGUACCUAAGCAGGACCACAUUCACAGAGUGACCGCCUUGGUGAAUGGGAACAUAGAGCAGAUGGGAAAUGGAUUCCAGGAUCUACAAGAUGACAGCAGUGAGGAGCAAAGUGACAUUGUUCAAGAAGACAGGCCAGUCUGAAGAAGAGGAUGGUCCAUGGUUGUCUUGCUCUGAAAGCUUGGAAAGCUACACUGAAGAUGAGCUCUUCAUUCAGCUUUGACUCGACCUGCACACCCCUGGCCGGGGCUUGCACUAGCAACAUUUGGGUCUCAGCAAAAAACAAAACCAAGCACACACAUCUUUCCUUCCAUUUAUUGAAAAACGUUGGUUUGAUUUGCUCUAAGUUUUCCCGAUGAUGUUUAAAAGCUUUGAGAAGGAAGGCUGCUUUGGUGUCUGAGGUGCCACUUCUGCUGUGAACCCUGGCUUUAUCCAGGUUGAUCUACUGUGAUAGAUGCUUAUUUGGAGGGAGCAGAGGUCAGGGAAGCACUGGGUCUUGGUGCCUUUUGCCACUUUUUUUUUUUUUUUUUUUUGAGACUGAGUCUCCCUCUAUUGCCCGGGCUGGAGUGCAAUGGCACGAUCUCGGCUCACCACAACCUCCACCUCCCGGAUUCAACCGAUUCUCCUGCCUCAGCCGUGCCACCAUGCAAAUAUCAAUUCCUUGGAACAGGUGAAGUUCCAGGUACCAAUGCCAAUCAGAGGAAGGCAGUUUGGUUCAGGCUUUGGAGUUAGAAACACCUGAAGUCGAAUCUGGGCUCUGUUGCUUCCUUCUUUCGUGGGCUAGGGCACGAUUCUUCACCAGUCUCUUGGCCUCAAUUUCCUCACCUAUAAAAUAGAUGAGGAAAUUGCUCACUUAUUGUUGUCUUGUUCGGAAAGCUUGGAAAGCUACAUUGAAGAUGAGCUCUUCAUUCAGCUUUGACUCGACCUGUACCCCUGGCGGGUGCUUGCACUAGCAACAUUUGGGUCUCAGCAAAAAAACCAAGCACACACAUCUUUCCUUCCAUUUAUUGAAAAACAUCUUUGUAAGAUCUAUUCAUUGAAAAACAUAAUCCAUUUAUUGAAAAACAUCUUUGUAAGAUCACCUGCUAAAUAUGAAAAUCUGACUUGAAUUUGUACUAUUUAAUAUUGAGUAUCUGCUCUAGUGGGCAGGACCUAGGGCUUAAAGGGGAACUUCCUUUCUCCAAUUCUAGGAACUGGGACUCUAAAAUGAGAAACUGGUUGUCUGAAGUAACCCUGCAGGUGUGGUCAGGGAAGGUCUGUUUUCUUGGAUGAAGGAACUAAACUAAGCAUAUCAG
Rhinopithecus roxellana (golden snub-nosed monkey) is the source of this 3093-nucleotide messenger RNA. RefSeq names its product V-set and immunoglobulin domain containing 10 (gene VSIG10). Gene Ontology annotation, biological process: cell-cell adhesion. Gene Ontology annotation, cellular component: cell-cell junction. NCBI's taxonomy places the organism in Eukaryota, Metazoa, Chordata, Mammalia, Primates, Cercopithecidae. The coding region runs from base 335 to 1942 and encodes 535 amino acids. The transcript has 9 exons. Gene Ontology annotation, molecular function: cell adhesion molecule binding. The record is from RefSeq and is a predicted model, not a curated record.